Messenger RNA from Arvicanthis niloticus (Nile rat), 1160 nucleotides. RefSeq names its product derlin 2 (gene Derl2). The record is from RefSeq and is a predicted model, not a curated record. NCBI's taxonomy places the organism in Eukaryota, Metazoa, Chordata, Mammalia, Rodentia, Muridae.
GCGGAAGGGAAAGGGGGGCAGGCGCGGUGGGAAAGAUGGCGUACCAGAGCCUCCGGCUGGAGUACCUGCAGAUCCCGCCGGUCAGCCGCGCCUACACUACCGCCUGCGUCCUCACCACCGCGGCCGUGCAGUUGGAAUUGAUCACACCUUUUCAGUUAUACUUCAAUCCUGAAUUAAUUUUUAAACACUUUCAAGUCUGGAGGCUAAUCACCAAUUUCUUAUUUUUUGGUCCAGUUGGAUUCAAUUUUUUGUUUAACAUGAUUUUUCUAUAUCGUUAUUGUCGAAUGCUGGAAGAAGGCUCUUUCCGAGGUCGGACAGCAGACUUUGUAUUUAUGUUCCUUUUUGGUGGAUUUUUAAUGACUCUUUUUGGUUUGUUUGUGAGCUUAGUUUUUUUAGGCCAGGCCUUUACAAUAAUGCUGGUUUACGUGUGGAGCCGAAGGAACCCGUAUGUCCGCAUGAACUUCUUUGGUCUUCUAAACUUCCAGGCCCCCUUUCUGCCCUGGGUGCUCAUGGGGUUUUCCUUGUUGCUGGGGAACUCAAUUAUAGUGGACCUUUUGGGUAUUGCAGUUGGGCACAUAUAUUUUUUCUUGGAAGAUAUAUUUCCCAAUCAGCCUGGUGGAAUAAGAAUUCUGAAAACACCAUCUAUUUUGAGGACUAUUUUUGAUACACCAGAUGAAGAUCCCAAUUACAACCCACUACCUGAAGAGCGGCCAGGAGGCUUUGCCUGGGGUGAGGGCCAGCGCCUUGGAGGGUAAAAAGCAGCUGUGCCAAUUAUGAGACCCAUCUGAGAAAGACUCAGUGAAAUGUCCAUUGGGAUCUUUUAUCCCUUGUUGCAAAAGUGUGGACAGUUUUGACAGCUUGACAGAUUUUUUAACUCCAGAAGCACUUUAUGGGAUGGUACACUGACUAACACAGAAGACAUUUCCAGCAGUUUGCCAGGGGUUCCUCACUAUGCUGGUACUAAAAGUAUAACCUCUUGGAGCCAAAAACUGGAGAAACAGAUAUCCUGCCUACUGCCUCCAACAAGUACAUGGGUACUUGAGCUCGGUGGCAUAAGGCAGGGUUUUCCUCCUCCUCUUCUUUGAUAGACAAGGCCGUGGUGUAAAUGGAAGUUACAGAGAGGACAAAAUAAAACUGAAUUCCAUCUCUCUCACGCUGUA